Molecule: messenger RNA, 3906 nt
Organism: Aspergillus udagawae
Lineage: Eukaryota; Fungi; Ascomycota; Eurotiomycetes; Eurotiales; Aspergillaceae
Exons: 5
Coding region: 1-3906 (1301 amino acids)
Biological process (GO): transmembrane transport
Cellular component (GO): membrane
Molecular function (GO): ATP hydrolysis activity; ATP binding; ABC-type transporter activity
Source: RefSeq, a predicted model, not a curated record
AUGGCCAAGUCGCAAGAUGUUCCCGGCGAUUACGCCCGCCCACGUUGGUACCGAUGGUUAAAUCCCCUGCAAUGGGGAAGGAUCCCGCCCAUUCCGGAUGCUCGCACUGUCACAAAGGAGUAUGAGGCAGGAUUUUGGAGUCAACUGGUGUUCCAUUGGAUGGGAGAGCACAUGAGCACAGGAUACCACCGAUCGCUUGAAUACAACGAUAUCUGGCUUGUUCACCCCAAGCGUGCUACAGAGUCUUUGGCAUCCCGGCUGAUGGAAUCCUUGAGCCUUCGGGUGUCUCAAAAUGAGAGCAAUCCCCUUCACUGGGCGAUAUACGACACGUUUAGACGAGACAUCUGGUCAAGCGGACUCCUUCGGCUCGUCUCCGACCUCUUCCUCGUCUUUGCACCAUUCACCCUGCGAUAUCUGAUCAGCUUUGUUCAAUCGUCGUAUCCGGCAUUGGCUGGUGGAGGCAGCAGCUCUAACGUGGGCAUCGGUAUUGGCCUGCUUGUAGGUAUUAUGGUAAUGCAAGUCCUGCAGAGUCUCACCAACAGUCACUACCAAUACCGAGCGAUGCUCAUGGGCGCUCAAGCAAGAAGUGCUCUGGUCUCCCUCAUCUUUGCGAAGGCGCUGAAGCUGUCAAAUCGGGCCAAGGCAGGCUUUCAGGAUACAAACAGCAGUGAGAAGGAUGGGAUCGAGGGGUCCACGCGGGCUAGCAAGGUCAUCCACCUCGUCUGGACAAGCCCCAUUGCCAUCAUUCUCACCAUGGUUCUGCUGCUAAUUAACCUGACCUCCAGCGCACUACCUGGCAUAGCUGUGCUGGUCCUUGGUCUCGCCGGUGUGACCAGGGCAGUUCGGACUCUGAACAACCGCCGGGACAACAUCAAUUCCGUCUCAGAUGAGCGCAUGAAUCUAACGCAGGAAAUCCUACAAGGGAUCCGCUUUGUCAAGUACUUCGCCUGGGAACAGGCAUUUGACAAGCGCCUCAGGGAAAUAAGAGCCAGGGAGAUCCACUCGCUCCAGGUCCUUCUGGUUAUUCGAAGCGCGCUAGGAGCUGUCUCAAUGGCCAUCCCCAUCUUUUCAAACAUGCUUGCGUACAUCACCUAUUCGUUGACGGGACAUUCCCUAGACGCCGCAAUCAUUUUCUCCUCCUUGGCGCUCUUCAACUGCCUACGGAACCCGUUGAAUUGGCUGCCUAUUGCUAUCGGCCAGAGCGCCGACGCGUGGUCCUCUAUGCGGCGGAUUGAAAAGUUUCUGUUGGCGGAGGAGUUUCAAGACCAGGUUCUGCUCGAUGAGCAGAUGCAUGCGGCAAUCGAAAUGCGCGAUGCAAGUUUCACCUGGGAGAGGACGACAGAGAGCCAGAACGAGGUCCCCUUCAAACUUGAGCACGUCACUUUCCAGGCGGAACGAGAGGAGCUCAUUGCUGUAGUCGGGGCUGUUGGAAGUGGGAAGACCUCGCUCCUCUCUGCACUUGCUAGCGAAAUGCGCAACACGGCUGGGGUUGUUCGGCAAGGAGCAUCAAGGGCGUAUUGCCCGCAGCACGCGUGGAUACAGAAUGCGAGUGUACGCGACAACAUCCUCUUUGGCAAAGAGUUUGACCCGGACUGGUAUCACCGGGUGGUGGACGCGUGUGCUCUUUACCCCGACUUCCGCGAGCUACCCGCGGGAGAUUCGACGGAGAUUGGAGAACGGGGCAUCAACCUAUCUGGGGGUCAAAAGCAGCGGAUCAAUCUGGCCAGAGCCAUCUACUCGCGAUCUGAUAUCGUACUGCUCGAUGACCCCAUGUCGGCAGUCGAUGCGCAUGUGGGAGAGCACAUUUUUCAGCAUGCCUUAUGCGGGCUUCUACAGGGCCGGUGUAGGAUACUCGCAACACAUCACCUGCACCUGCUCAGUCGCUGUGACCGAAUCGUUUGGCUACACGAAGGACGAAUUCUUGCCCAAGGUACCUAUGAGUAUCUGGUCCGGAAGAAUGCACAUUUCGGGGCCUUUAUUGAGCGGUACUCGAGAGACCAGAGCAACGAUCAUCAAAGGGGGAUUGGUGAACAGGACCAGAACGAAGGUGCGUUUCAGAAUGCGCAACUUUCUAGUUCCCAGACGUACGAAGGAGGAGCCUUGAUGACGACCGAAACGAAGGCUGUCAAAAGCGUUCCUUGGGGAGUAUACGUCGCGUACGUCCGCGCCUCAGGAAGUCUUUUCAACGCCGCUUGGCUUAUCGUGCUCCUGCUCGCCUUUCGGGCAGCGAAUAUCAUGACCAGCCUGUGGCUCAGCUAUUGGUCGGAGGACGCAUACCAUCUCAAUCGGGGACAAUACGUCGGGGUCUAUGCAUGUCUCGGGUUGCUUCAAGGACUCUUGCUUUUCACCUUCUCCGUUCUCACUAGCAUAUUCGGAACGACGGCUAGCAAGCACAUGUCCACGGUGGCCAUGUGGCGCAUACUCAGGUCCCCGUUGAGCUUCUUUGAUACAACACCUUUGGGACGGAUUACGCGGCGAUUCACUCACGAUAUCAAUCUCAUGGACAAUAACCUCACAGAUCCGCUGCGCAUGUACCUGGUGGUUUUGAGUAUGAUAAUCGGUGUCUUUGUGUUAACCAUUGCGUACUUCUACUAUUUCGCGGUCGCAAUUGCGCCCCUCGCAAUCAUGCUUCUGGCGUGGACGGCGUAUUAUCGUGCCAGCGCGCGUGAGUUGAAACGGCACGAGUCCCUAUUAGGAUCGACCAUGUAUGCACGCUUCACAGAGGCCUUGGUUGGUGUGCCCUCGAUCCGUGCCUACGGAUUGCAGCGACAGUUUGAGAAGACCCUGGUCAAUGCAAUCGACAACAUGAACAGCGCCCUGUUUCUGACCUUUGCCAAUGAGCGCUGGUUAUCGGUCAGGUUGGAUGGGAUUGGGAACACCUUGGUUCUCGUUACUGGGAUCUUGGUAAUCAUAGAACGAGAUCGGAUCGCGCCCAGCAUCUCGGGGCUGAUCCUGAGUUACAGUCUGAGUAUCGUUCAGCUCAUCCAAUUUACUGUGAGGCAGUUCGCGGAUGUGGAGGCCGCCAUGAAUGCAACCGAGAGAGUGCAGGAAUACUCGGACUUGCCCACUGAAGCACCCCUACGUCUGGGAAGAGUACCUGACUCUUGGCCUAUGGAAGGGUCAAUAUCCUUCGAAAAUGUUUCCAUGGUCUACAGACCUGGUCUGCCGCCAGCGUUGAAGAGCUUUACGUUGAGUGUCGCCGGAGGCGAAAAGAUUGGCAUUGUAGGCCGCACAGGGGCAGGAAAAAGUUCAAUUAUGGUGGCUCUCUUUCGCCUGGUUGAGCUGCAAGAGGGACGGAUUACGGUGGAUGGUGUGGAUAUCUCAACGCUUGGAUUGCACGAACUCCGGUCCAAAGUGACUAUUAUACCGCAAGAUCCGAUGCUGUUGAAAGGGACUGUCCGAACGAACCUAGAUCCGUUCGGAGAGCAUGCCGACUCUGCUCUGUGGGAUGCGCUGCGCACAAGUAAUCUGGCAGCAGUCCCUCCUCAUUCGCGGGCCAUGGCUGGCAACGAGCUUGGAGAUGUCGCUCGAUCCCAUAUCACCCUGGACUCUCCCGUUAGUGAAGAAGGAAGAAAUCUCUCCCUCGGCCAGAGGCAACUUCUCGCCCUGGCGAGAGCCUUGGUUAGAAGCAGCAGAAUCGUGGUGGUUGAUGAAGGAACUAGCUCCGUGGAUGUCGAGACAGAUGCCAAAGUUCAGAGUAUAAUCUCAAGCGGCCUAGGAGGCAGGACCAUUCUGAGCAUCGCACAUCGCCUACGGACGGUACUGAUGUACGACCGCAUCUGCGUGAUGGAGAAGGGGACAAUAGUGGAGCUUGGCGCUCCCAGGGUUUUGUGGGACCAACGCGGAAUAUUCUGGGGGAUGUGUGAGCAAAGUGGGAUCAAGGAUAUUGAUUUUAGCAGUCACUAA